AUGUACAAUAGCUGGUUAAGACACGACGUAGUCAAUGUCAUAAGGCACACCACUAUUGUUGGUCCAUUUCUUUUAGGAUUCUUUAAGAUAAUAAUAAUGUUCUACAAGAAAACGCCAGCCAAAGAGAUAAUAGACGAGAUCAACAGAGACUACGCAUCCUACAACCACAUGAGUUCAACAUACAAAAACAUUAUCAAUCGGAGCAUAGCAAACAGCUUGAAGUAUAGCGAAAAGAUGUGGGCAGUGGUGGUUAUUACUUGCGUAUCAGCAUUCCCAAUAAUGGCUGCAUUUUCAACUACGUAUAGCUAUCUAGUCGAAUCAGAACCUCAGAGAUACAUGGUUCACGAGGUGAUGAUACCAUACACACAUCCUGACAAGAGAUACGAUUCGCCUAGUUUUGAAAUAAUCUUUGUAUAUAUGUUGUACGCCUGUGUAAUAUAUAUUAUUAACUUUAUCGGUUAUGACGGUUUGUUCAGUUUGAGCAUAAACCAUGCAUGUCUCAAAAUGGAGAUUUACUGCAAUGCGUUUGAAGAAGCUUUAAAAGAGGAUAACGAGAGGAAAAUGUAUCUGCAAAUUGUUGAAGUAAUUAAUGCACAAAAUAAAUUGAAACGGUUCGUUUUC
Molecule: messenger RNA, 621 nt
Organism: Brenthis ino (lesser marbled fritillary)
Lineage: Eukaryota; Metazoa; Arthropoda; Insecta; Lepidoptera; Nymphalidae
Source: the annotation of a GenBank genome assembly